Molecule: messenger RNA, 3108 nt
Organism: Sturnus vulgaris (Common starling)
Lineage: Eukaryota; Metazoa; Chordata; Aves; Passeriformes; Sturnidae
Gene: RERG
Product: RAS like estrogen regulated growth inhibitor
Molecular function (GO): GTPase activity; GTP binding
Source: RefSeq, a predicted model, not a curated record
CGGGCCGUACCGGAGAACACCGCGCAGAGAGGCUCUGCAUUGACGUCACAAUGACACGGUGAGGCUGAAGGCAGGAGAAGGGAACAGUUCUGCUUCACUUUGGAUAAUUGAGUGAGUUUGCCUCUGCUGCUCUUCCUGCCAGCAUGGCCAAGAGUGCAGAAGUGAAGCUGGCGAUUUUCGGUCGAGCUGGCGUGGGCAAGUCAGCUCUGGUGGUUCGUUUCCUGACCAAGAGGUUCAUCUGGGAGUACGACCCCACGCUGGAGUCGACAUACCGUCACCAGGCUACCAUUGAUGAUGAAGUGGUUUCCAUGGAGAUACUAGACACAGCUGGCCAGGAGGAUGCCAUCCAGAAGGAAGGACACGUGCGAUGGGGCGAGGGCUUCGUGCUGGUGUACGACAUCACGGACAGAGGCAGCUUCGAGGAAAUGCUGCCGCUUAAGAACUUGUUGGACGAAGUCAAAAAGCCCAAAAACGUCACCCUGAUCCUGGUGGGGAACAAAGCAGACCUGGAUCACUCCAGGCAGGUCAGCACAGAGGAAGGGGAAAAGCUGGCCACGGAACUGGCAUGUGCUUUCUACGAGUGCUCGGCUUGCACGGGCGAGGGGAACAUCAUGGAGGCGUUCUACGAGCUGUGCCGCGAGGUGCGGCGCCGCAAGAUGGUCCAGGGCAAGACUCGGAGGAGAAGCUCCACCACCCACGUCAAGCAGGCCAUUAAUAAGAUGCUUACCAAAAUCAGCAGCUAAAAAAGGAGCUGUCCUGAGGAGGAGAAGCGUUUCAGAGCGUUUCAGCUUGGAGUAGGGACGGGGCAAGCAGAGCGCGUUUAAUGAGAAAUGGUCAAACCUUUGCAACGAGAUGAAAAACCAAAAAGACAAACACCACCACUUCUUUGAGUGACACGGAAUCAUACUGUUUUCCUGUUUUGAACUGUAUUUAGCCACACUGCUUCUGACUAAUGUGGGGAAAAAAAUACACCAAGGAAAAACAAACAAACACACCAAAUGAACUCCAAAGGACUAGACAAUUGUGGGGAUUGGCAACCAAGAGAGAAUCUUCUGCUUCUACGUGGCUAGCUCCAAUCCCCUGCAAGUCAGUAGUGCCUAAACAGCAUUUCCAGCCAGACAGCUGCUCAGUAGCCAUUGGAGAGCAAGAUUCAGCCCUCAGUCCAUCAACAACCAUCACAACUGCUGUUCUCCAGGACUGAAUAUGUGUAGAGGCUGCUGUGUUGAAUCAGAAAGCUCACCUGACACCUUCACCAGCUCUAAGUUGGCUCAUUGUAUGCUUUCACUCCUUCCUUGUUAUUUUUGUCAAAUCCAUAAGUGUUGAUGUUCUUAGUAAGGUAUGCAAAAAAUAUAGGAAAGGUCUGUUUCCUGGAGUGUUUAGCCAGCUAGACACACAUUUCAAGAGAGAUGAAGUUCAGCUGCUCUUCCAGCUCCUCUGAAACUGGAGAAUCCUCCAGAAAUAAUCUAGUCCAGUGGCAUUUCAGCAUUUCCUCCUGAAAACCUAGUACUGUGCUUGGGGAAAUAGGAGUAUGUGCUGGGAGUUCAAACUGAAAAAAAAAGAAAGUAACCAUAUUACUAUUGAUUGAGCUAUGGGUAGUUUUUAGCUUUUUUUUUUUUUUUAGUUCAUUUUUCCUUUUUGCUUUUUUUCAAUUCAAGUAGUUCCUCUUAGUCUAUUUUAUACCUAAGAAGAACUGAACCCCUGGGAAGGCAUGUAUUUAAAGUCUAAGCCCAAAUGUAAAUCAGCUCUGAAUGGCCCCUACCAUAUCAAAAGACCAUAAUUUUCAGCUGUUUAAGCUUCCAGAUGCUGCUUGAAGCACUCUGGGGCUUAAAGCAGUGCAGGUUUUUUGUGACUUUUAUCUGUCACACUGAAGCAGAAAUGCAUUUUACCAGAUUUUGGUGCCUGGGAUAAAACACCUUUUUUCCUUCUCCCUCAUCAUCUCAUUUAAGCCAGCUUCCAAGUUUUACCUCCUGUCUAGUUGGUUUGUUAACUGCUAAAAGAUGCAAGAAUAAAGACUGGGAGGUUUUCAUUCAGAUUUGCUGGUCUCCCAGCAGUGGUGUAGCAUCCCUUCAGGCAGCUCAGGCUGUCAACAGGCAGAACCACAGCCAAGGGUUGGGAUGACAAAUGAGCAACAUUCUCCUCUGAGCAGCAGCCCCCUUGUAGCAACUGCUUACAACUUGAUUCUCCACUGCUUUGUAUUGCAUGUGGUUGGUUGUGAGGAACUCCAAAAGGCUAUCAAAUGCUAAUUGCCACACAUGUAGGAAAGUGAGUAAAUCCAACUGGCUAGCACUUUGUAGAGUUAUACAUAGCCAUGUAGGUGGUGGAACAGGCUGAAGAGGCAGAUCUUUAUAUCCCAGUGAACAGAGAAAAGUUCCAAAUUAGCACUUCUAUUAAAAGUAUUCACUUAGAGAUAUUUUACCAAAGUAAUUUUUUUUUUUUUAAACUUUCACUUUUACCCAACCAGACAAGAACAUCACAUUCAGAUGUGUAUUUGGGCUGUUUGCUUUCUCUGCUUCUGUAUUCUAGGUGGUAAAAACUCGUUUCACUGUCCUGGAAUCAAAGUCUAUAUUUUGGUCCUCACAUGUGUUCACAUGUGUUUGUGUACAUCAGCUGGACACACUGCAAUGGAAACUUCACUGUGUGCUCCUGGGCAGGGGAUUCUUCCAACAGGCCUCUGUGACACACUUGUUCCCAAACUACUCAUCACAUCGUUAACUUUAAAAAAAAAAAAAAAAAAAGAAAAAAAAGAAAAAUAGAGGUUUUGCCAUUUUUAGUCCUAUUAGUAAUGUAGAAUCAAUCCAAGUGCAGAAGAGCAAGCUACUGCCUGUUCACAAACCAGAAUUCUUUAGCUGAGGGGCUGAACUUGCAAGCAAUUUAGUUACAUCAGGAGCCAGAGUGAGCAUUUGCAAGUUGAAGCACUAAGGUUCUGUUAUCUUUCAAAUCAGUGCUGGUGCACGUCUCUGAAGUAAACAAAAUCCUUACCUGCAAUCCCAUGGCAACGUGGCCAAGCCUUGACUUUGGUAUGCUAAGCAAUUGAUUCAUCCCUCUUAGGAAACUUCAACAGUUCUUUUAUCUGGAAAAAAAACCUUUCUUGGGGUUCAGGUUGGAGCU